UUGGGCCGUGCUAGGCAACUAGUUUGUAUACACAUCACACGUGUCUGUUGGAUUUUCUAUCAUCUAAAGAAAGAAAUCUAUUCUCAAAAUUCUUUCCAUUGAUACUCUCUCGAGAAGUAAGAAAAAAACCCCAAAAAGGCUUCAUCAAUGGCGCCAAAGAAGCGUGAUUCUUGUAUAGCCGAUGAACCUGAUACAAAGAAGAAAGCAAAGCUUGAUCAAUCCAAACAAGGCUCAUCACAGCUUCUACUAUCAUCUACACCACCAAGGGUGCUCCUUAACCCCGCCGAUUGUGACUUAGAUUUCAAUGUUGAAGGAAAUGGACUACAAGGUUCAGCACUUUAUGAACAAGGAUUUGCUUAUUGUUGGUCAGGUGCUCGAGCCAAUAUGGGAAUAACUGGAGGAAAGUACUGCUUUGGUUGCAAAAUUGUUUCAGAGCAGCCCGUAGACAUGGAAGACACACCACUUGAUCAGCAACAUGUCUGUCGUGUUGGCAUAUCAAGAGGGGAUGAUGCAGUAGGAAAUCUUGGGGAAACCCUGCACAGUUUUGGGUUUGGGGGUACUGGAAAAUUUUCAAGUCAAGGAAGGUUUUCUGAAUAUGGUGAAAGAUUUGGGGUUGGUGACACGAUAAUUUGUUGUGUGGACCUUGAGUGCAAUCCUCUGGCUUCCAUAAGUUUCUCUAAAAAUGGAAAGUGGCUGGGUAUAGCAAAGCAAUUUAAUGCAGGUCCAACUGCUCUUGAAGUGGUGGAUUGUCGAAUGAAAAAUCUACUAUGGCAUUCAGCUCUUUACCCUCAUGUGUUGCUUAAAAACGUAGUUGUGCAUAUGCAGUUUAGUGUAGAUGACGGACUAGCUCCUGUAGAAGGAUAUAAACCGUGGUCUUGUGCCAUGGAAGAUGGGAAAGCCAUUCCAGGCCCUAGUUUCGCAAAUCUGUGUGAUUGUGAAGUUAUGAUGCUCGUAGGACUACCUGCUGCCGGUAAGAGUACCUGGGCUGAGAAAUGGGUGAAGGAACAUCCAGAAAAGCGAUAUGUUUUGCUUGGAACUAAUUUAGCUCUGGAUCUUAUGAAGGUUCCUGGUUUGCUGCGCAAACAAAACUAUGGUGAAAGAUUUGACCGUUUAAUGGACCGUGCUACUGGUAUAUUCAACACUCUUUUGUCUAGGGCUUCCCAGAUUCCUCGUAACUUCAUAAUUGAUCAGACAAAUGUCUACAAAAAUGCUCGGAAGCGCAAAUUGAAACCUUUUGCAAACUAUAAGAAGAUUGCUGUUGUGAUUGUUCCAACACCUGAAGAGCUCAAGAUCCGUGGUGAGAAGCGAUUUAAAGAAAUGGGGAAAGAAGUUCCUGCAGAAGCAGUAAAUCAAAUGUUAGUGAAUUUUGUUUUACCUAUGAGCAAAGAUAUGCCUAGAGCAGAUGAAUACUUUGAUGAGAUACGAUUUGAAGAGCUUGGCAGAGUGGAGGCUCAGAAAUGCUUGGAUGAGAUGAAAGCAAAUUUGGAUUCAAAGAGGGAUGUUACUCCUUAUUCUCGUGAAAGUUCCGUGCAGUCACAUAAUAGCCCAUCAACGCAGUACCCUUCUGAGGCAUACCGACAGUCGUACAGUGGUCCUUCAUCACACAGUCUCAGAAAUUUACCAGGUGGACAUCCAAAUAACUCGUAUGCUUUGCCUCCACUUCAAGCACCUCGUGAAACCUUCUAUUCAACCCCUUCCAGUUACAACCCCAUAGGUGAUUUUGGUCACCAUGGAAGUCACAGUGCCUACGGUAAUUCUAGGGGAUAUGACAUGGAAGCUAGAUCAGCUAUCCAUGAAGGGAUCUAUGAGCCUCAUGUGGGUCCUGGAGCUUGGAAUGCAGCUGAGUUACACCGGAGCAACAUGAAUGAUCCCUACCCGAGGACGUUUGGGGGUCCAAGAUAUCUGCCACCUGAUUCAAGUGAACCUGCAUUUGGAUCGAGAAUGGCUACAACCUAUGGCUUUCCUCGAGGGGAUCCAGCUCCGAGGCCACCACAUGGAAAUUUUCCUUCCGGAGCACAGCAUCCUGGGGUAUACGCUCCACCUCGUCCCAGAUACUACUGAUUGUGGAAACUACAUGUACUUCAAAAACAGUUCGAUCAUACUGCUGCUUUUGUUUUUCUGUAGAAUCAAUUGGUGAGAGGUUGGUUAGGAUUUUGGUGAAUACUUGAUUAUAUAGUUCGUGUAUAUUCUUGUGUAUACGGUGGCUAACUAUGGGAUUUUUGGGGUUCUAUCGAGAAACCGUAGAGAAUUAUCAUCUCAAAUUCUGUUA
Messenger RNA from Capsicum annuum, 2269 nucleotides. RefSeq names its product heterogeneous nuclear ribonucleoprotein U-like protein 1. Bases 148 to 2061 code for a protein of 637 amino acids. Lineage: Eukaryota; Viridiplantae; Streptophyta; Magnoliopsida; Solanales; Solanaceae. The transcript is spliced from 8 exons. The record is from RefSeq and is a predicted model, not a curated record. Gene Ontology annotation, molecular function: protein binding.